GGGGGGGAUGAUUUGUGGCAGGGGGGGGCAAGGUGCCUGGGGGAGGGCCCUCUGUGCAUGGGCGCCCCGCAGGCCGGCCGGCCGGCCGGCGACAGGGCCGUGGCUGCUGGGCCGGCAGGGGGCGACUUGCGGGCCCGGCCUGGCCGGCCGUGUGCCGCGCGUCUGGCCGGCUGCCAGGGGCCCCGAUCCGGCCCGCGGCAAGAGGCGCGACCCCCCGCCAACGCACAACAGGCGGCCCUCGGGGGCUGGGGGGCACCGGCCGCGCGGCCAAGACACGGCAUCUUCCCGGGGCGUGUAGGCCCCCGGUGGCCGGGCCCGGCGGCGCCGGUGCCAGCCCCGGCGAGCGGCUAGCACGCCUUCCGGCAGGGGGAGGAGCAGGUCCCGGGCACCUGGAGCGCGGCCCGGCCCGGCGUGCGGCACAGCGUCCGCUCCGGCCGGCAGGCCCGGGGCUCGGCGAGUGGCCGGCCGGCGUGCUCCUGCCUGGGCGCCGCGACUGGCGCAUGGGCGGCCAGGCCCGAAGUGCGGGCAGCCUCGGAGACUGGCCACCUUUGUGUCCUCCGGGCCGGGCCGGGGCGGCCGCGCGCCCGGGCCCCAGCCGUACCGUGGCCGGGUCGGAGUCCCCCCCCCCCCGGCCCGCAACAGGGGCACCGAGGGAGGCCACACACACGCACGCACGCACACCCUUCGGGCUGGCUGGUGCGGCCAGCCGCAUCGGCCGCCAGCCCCCGGGGGACAAGCGCGCCGGGAGCCGGCGAGAGCGCCAGCGGCCGUGGGAGGAAAAAGAAAUCCCCCCAGGCCUGCUGGCCUGGGUCGGAGGGGGGCGGCCAUCGCCGGCAGAGCGCCGCCAUGGCGUCACGGCGGGCCGCAUCGGCCGGCCCCCAUUUCCGGGCGCGCCACCCCCGCCCGACAAAAGAGGGCACAGUCUGCUUUUGUAGAUCCCCCGCCGGGAGCCGGCGCGUGUCCAUCUGCCAGCGCAUGCUCUCCGAGCCGGUCUCACAAUGCCGCGGGCGCCGAUGAUGCCCGAUGCCGGGCCGCCCGCCGGCGCGCCGGGUGGCCUCUCAUGGCACGCGGGCGGGCUUCGGCGGCCGGGCGGCGGGCGCGGGGGCGCCGGCACACCAUGGCCGCGCCUUUUAUGCCGUCCCGGGCAUGUGCCCUUCAGACAAGCCUGUUUAGCUCAGUUGGU
Messenger RNA from Fonticula alba, 1183 nucleotides. RefSeq lists its product as hypothetical. The record is from RefSeq and is a predicted model, not a curated record. The coding region runs from base 501 to 935 and encodes 144 amino acids. The transcript has a single exon. Lineage: Eukaryota; Rotosphaerida; Fonticulaceae.